Scaptodrosophila lebanonensis is the source of this 660-nucleotide messenger RNA. RefSeq lists its product as uncharacterized. The record is from RefSeq and is a predicted model, not a curated record. NCBI's taxonomy places the organism in Eukaryota, Metazoa, Arthropoda, Insecta, Diptera, Drosophilidae. The transcript has a single exon.
AUGCAAGUAUCAGCAUUUGUCGGCGAUGAAUACCAGGCAAAGGACAGUAAUAACCCAAACACCCAGACACCAGCUGUCCUGCCUCUCUCUCCUACUCCUGCAAUUAACAACUCAUUAAGCACAAGCUCGACAAGCAAUUCCACUGAAAUUAGAACCACUGCUCCACCGGCCAGCGGCAAAGAAGCCUCUAAGCUGGAUGAUAAUGACUACAACUUCCUCAGCGAGCGUCUGCCCGACUUAGGCGAAGAGGAGUACAUGAACCUGAGUGAUGAUGCGAAUCCCUUGCAUUUUUUAAAGCAGCAACAAAAGCAGCCUGGCCAAGACCCACAGGUAUGUUUGCAUUUGUACAGUUGCUUAUACCCUUAAGCUAAUCCUCAAUAUUUGCAGGCCCCGCCAAGCCCGCCUAUUUACAUCACUAUUCCCAUUUACAUCAACACGGCGGGCAAAUUGCCGCUCAGCUUGACCAUUGGUGGUCAGGAGCUGUCAGUUCAAGGGCAGCAGAAAGAGGAACGUCGCUUCGUUAUUUCCAGCGCGUCCAGCAGCAGACUAAAGAGUCCCUCCCCUCAGGAGCCCAACUCGCAUUUCAAUCGCUUGCUCCAUGAAAUAGAGACUCCAAAAAGAAGACCAACGAAUCGUCAUAAGAAUCAAAGGCGUAGAUAG